Penaeus monodon (black tiger shrimp) is the source of this 994-nucleotide messenger RNA. RefSeq lists its product as uncharacterized. The transcript is spliced from 2 exons. NCBI's taxonomy places the organism in Eukaryota, Metazoa, Arthropoda, Malacostraca, Decapoda, Penaeidae. The record is from RefSeq and is a predicted model, not a curated record. Bases 5 to 859 code for a protein of 284 amino acids.
CAACAUGAUGCUUCUGGUCUUAGCGUUCGUGGCUGCCGUAUCUGCUACCCCGUUGGGAUACGACCUACGACCACCAACUUACCCAUACUUUCACCAUGGUUUCUGUGCUCACGGACAACUGCGACAUGUGGACGGUAGCUGUAUCUCACCUCAAGUGUAUACACGAGCAUUUAUCUACGAUGCUCCAAGAAGAUUUAAUUAUUUUAGGCGGCCACAUUACAUCCCGCAACCUAAAGUGGAACGCAAUGUUGUUUUCGUGAGGCUGCCCGAAGAUGACCAGGGACCUGAUCCGAUCAUCGUUCCUCCUCCUCAGCAGCAACAGGUCGUGUACGUCCUCAACAAGCAAACGGAGCAAGACCAGCGAGUGAUCGAAGUGCCAGCACCGCCGCCGACGGAGCCUGAAGUGGUGUUUGUGAACUAUGAGGAUGGCGAGAACCCGAUCCUUCCCUCCGGGGAAGACCUCCACUCGGCACUGACUACGGCUUCUCAUGGUGUCGGUCACACUGUAGAAAGUGGAGGAAUCGGAGGUAGAAUCAGAGGUAUCGGUAGUGGAAUCGGACAUUCCACUGGGCACAGUUUCGCACACAGCGCUGGUCGUGCCUUCGGAGCUAAUUUUGGCGUCGAUAUCGGAAACCACAAUCUUCUCGCAAGUGAUUACUCUACUCCAACAAAUCAUCACUCUACCCAUACAAACCAUCACUCCACUCACACGAGUCAUUUUUCUAGCCCAGUAAGUCACUAUACUACUCCUAGAAGCCACUACUCAACCCCUGCAACCCACUAUAGUACUCCCAGAAGCCACUACUCAACCCCAGGAAGUCAUUACACUACUCCUUCUAGUCUCUACAACACUCCAUAGAGAUGGUUCUUUCAGUAGAUGUUAUGAGCUACAAUUACAAGAUUUUGCAGGAUUCUAGAUAUGCACACUAACAUGCGUCAUAUCUAUAGAUUUUACAUUUAUAUACUAUGCGAAAACAUGUAUCGGUGCAUUUAC